GAAUCCUCCAGCAGGCAUCUUGCAGAAGUCCUCAGGAAAAACCAGAGAUUGAAUGUAUUAUACUUGUCCUUCGAGAACCCAGAUGACAAAGCAAUGAAAGUGCUAUGUGAGGGUCUGAAUCAUCCAGAAUGUGCAAUAGAAACGCUUGAGCUUUCUGGAGAGAUACUGACCGAAUCCUCCAGCAGGCAUCUUGCAAAAGUCCUCAGAAAAAAACAGAGAUUGAAUGUAUUAGACUUGUCCCUCAAGAACCCAGAUGACAAAGCAAUGGAAGUGCUAUGUGAGGGUCUGAAUCAUCCAGAAAGUGCAAUAAAAACACUUGAGCUUUCUGGAGACAUACUGACCGAAUCCUCCAGCAGGAACCUUGCAGAAGUCCUCAGAAAAAAUCAGAGAUUGAAUAGAAUAGUCUUGUCCCUCCAGAAUCCAGAUGACAAAGCAAUGGAAGUGCUAUGUGAGGGUCUGAAUCAUCCAGAAUGUGCAAUAAAAACGCUUCAGCUUUUUGGAAAGAUACUGACCGAAUCCUCUAGCAGGCAUCUUGCAGAAGUCCUCAGGAAAAGCCAGAGAUUGAACGUAUUAUACUUGUCCCUCAAGAACCCAGAUGAUAAAGCAAUGGAAGUGCUAUGUGAGGGUCUGAAUCAUCCAGAAUGUGCAAUAAAAACGCUUCAGCUUUCUGGAGAGAUACUGACCGAAUCCUCCAGCAGGCAUCUUGCAGAAGUCCUCAGAAAAAACGAGAGAUUGAAUAGAUUAGACAUGUCCCUCAGGAAUCUAGAUGACAAAGCAAUGGAAGUGCUAUGUGAGGGUCUGAAACAUCCAGAAUGUGCAAUAGAAACGCUUGAGCUUUCUGGAGAGAUACUGACCGAAUCCUCCAGCAGGCAUCUUGCAGAAGUCCACAGGAAAAAUCAGAGAUUGAAUGUAUUAUACUUGUCCCUCAAGAACCCAGAUGACAAAGCAAUGGAAGUGCUAUGUGAUGGUCUGAAACAUCCAGAAUGUGCAAUAAAAACGCUUCAGCUUUCUGGAGAGAUACUGACCGAAUCCUCCAGCAGGCAUCUUGCAGAAGUCCUCAGGAAAAACCAGAGAUUGAAUGUUUUAUACUUGUCCUUCGAGAAUCCAGAUGACAAAGCAAUGGAAGUGUUAUGUGAGGGUCUGAAUCAUCCAGAAUGUGCAAUAAAAACACUUCAGCUUUUUGGAGAGAUACUGACCGAAUCCUCCAGCAGGCAUCUUGCAGAAGUCCUCAGAAAAAACCAGAGAUUGAAUGUAUUAUACUUGUCCCUCAAGUACCCAGAUGAUAAAGCAAUGGAAGUGCUAUGUGAGGGUCUGAAUCAUCCAGAAUGUGCAAUAAAAACGCUUCAGCUUUCUGGAGAGAUACUGACUGAAUCCUCCAGCAGGCAUCUUGCAGAAGUCCUCAGAAAAAACGAGAGAUUGAAUAGAUUAGACAUGUCCCUCAGGAAUCUAGAUGACAAAGCAAUGGAAGUGCUAUGUGAGGGUCUGAAACAUCCAGAAUGUGCAAUAGAAACGCUUGAGCUUUCUGGAGAGAUACUGACCGAAUCCUCCAGCAGGCAUCUUGCAGAAGUCCACAGGAAAAAUCAGAGAUUGAAUAGAUUAUAUUUGUCCCUCAAGAACCCAGAUGACAAAGCAAUGGAAGUACUAUGUGAGGGUCUGAAACAUCCAGAAUGUGCAAUAAAAACGCUUCAGCUUUCUGGAGAGAUACUGACCGAAUCCUCCAGCAGGCAUCUUGCAGAAGUCCUCAGGAAAAACCAGAGAUUGAAUGUAUUAUACUUGUCCUUCGAGAAUCCAGAUGACAAAGCAAUGGAAGUGUUAUGUGAGGGUCUGAAUCAUCCAGAAUGUGCAAUAAAAACGCUUCAGCUUUCUGGAGAGAUACUGACCGAAUCCUGCAGCAGGCAUCUUGCAGAAGUCCUCAGGAAAAAGCCGAGAUUGAAUGUAUUAUACUUGUCAUUCGAGAAUCCAGAUGACAAAGCAAUGGAAGUAUUAUGUGAGGGUCUGAAUCAUCCAGAAUGUGCAAUAAAAACGUUUCAGCUUUCUGGAGAGAUAUUGACCAAAUCCUCCAGCAGGCAUCUUGCAGAAGUCCUCAGAAAAAAGCAGCGAUUGAAUGUAUUAUACUUGUCCCUCAAGAACCCCGAUGACAAAGCAAUGGAAGUGCUAUGUGAGGGUCUGAAACAUCCAGAAUGUGCUAUAAAAACACUUCAGUAA
Messenger RNA from Pseudonaja textilis, 2205 nucleotides. The record is from RefSeq and is a predicted model, not a curated record. NCBI's taxonomy places the organism in Eukaryota, Metazoa, Chordata, Lepidosauria, Squamata, Elapidae.